AUGACCAUCCACUCCCUUAUAAGCUCCCUCCGCCACCGCCUCAACAACCCCACCACUGCUGCCCACUCGGAAACAGAAAAGGAAACCCUGCAAGCACGGUUUUGCGAUGUUUUUAUUAGAAUGUGGGAUUUGGGGUUUACUUCGUUUGGGGGGCCGCCGGUGCACUUUCAAAUCUUGCAUCGGAGGUUUGUGGAGGGGAAAGGGAGUUGGGGGAGUGGCGGUAGUGAGAGGGGAGAGAAUGGGGAGGGAGUAGGAGAAGGAGAGGGGAGGAAGUGGGUUGAUGAACAGACUUACCAAGAACUCUUCGCCCUAAAUCAAGCCCUCCCUGGCCCUGCUAGCACAAAAAUGUGCUUCUGCAUCGCCCUCCUACACGCCGGCAUCUUCCCUGCAACCCUCGCAUUCACCCUCUGGUCCCUACCCGGCGCCCUCACAAUGUUCGGUCUCGCCCUCGGCGUACACAACCUGCCGUCACGCCUCCCCGCCAUCGUGUACGCGCUGCUAUCCGGUCUCAACGCCAGUACAGUAGGUAUUGUGGCGCUAGCGGCUGUACAAUUGGCGGAGAAGGCGUCCAAGAUUCGGUUGACGAGGGGACUGGUCGUGUUUAAUGAGUCUGCUGAGUUGCGUUAUAAUGCGCUUUGGUAUUUCCCUGUGUUAGUCGCAAUUGGGGUGUUAGUGACGGUUGCGGAGGAUCUGUGGGAGGGACAAUGGGUGAGGAUGGGGAGGGAGAGGUGGGGGAAGAAGAGGGGUGGUGCUGGGAGGGAGGAGGAAGAGGUCGGCGGUGGGGGUGGGAGUGUGGUGCAGAGUAUCCCGAUGCAGAUUAUGAGACCGGAGGCUGCGGCUGUUAAGAGGAGGACCCAAGCGGGUGUUUCGAAUAUGGAGUCUGAAAGAGAGGAUACUACUGCUGUUGCUGCUACGCCUGCGAGAACGACACAAACUGUUAAUCGUGUCCACGCGAGUAACGAACCUACGAUAUCACCCGUACCGGAUACGACGACGCAUAAUAUAUCCGUUAAACUCGGAUUGUCACUCAUAGCAGGUUUCUUCACCUCCUUUAUCAUCAUCAUGGUCAUCAGAGCUACGCUCACAAACACCCGUCCUUUCAACCUCUUCUCAAACAUCUACGUCGUUGACCCCGGGUGGGUCUCGCCCCGCGACUUCCUCCUCGGCCUCGCCAUCAUCCAAGCGAUGCCCGGUCCCAACUUCAACUUCGCCGUCUACCUAGGCGCUCUAGCCGUCUCCUCCACUUCGACGCCGACCAUCAUCGGCGCUAUACUGGGCUUCAUCGGUAUCUUCUUCCCGGGCAUGGUGCUCGCAGUUGGCGUGCAAUCUGUGUGGCAAGUCAUGCGGACCAAGAGGUGGGUGUUGAGUUUACUAAGAGGUAUCAAUGCUACGGCCGUGGGAUUGGUUUUUACGGCUGUUUACCGGUUGUGGGAAAUUGGGUAUUUGAUGCCGGAGAGUAGUGAUGGAAAGAGUUUGGCCAGUGAGCCGUGGUGGGUUGUCGUGGCUGCCGUGGCAUAUGCCGAGACGGCUUGGUUUGGGGUUCCGCCUGCGGCGGCGAUUCUUAUUGGGGCUGUGCUUGGGUUGGCGUGGUAUGGGGCUGUGGGGCGUUAG
Molecule: messenger RNA, 1611 nt
Organism: Pyrenophora tritici-repentis Pt-1C-BFP
Lineage: Eukaryota; Fungi; Ascomycota; Dothideomycetes; Pleosporales; Pleosporaceae
Source: RefSeq, a predicted model, not a curated record